Tupaia belangeri chinensis (Chinese tree shrew) is the source of this 1188-nucleotide messenger RNA. Its product is annotated as synaptonemal complex protein 3-like. Gene Ontology annotation, biological process: spermatid development; meiotic cell cycle. The transcript is spliced from 11 exons. The record is from RefSeq and is a predicted model, not a curated record. Lineage: Eukaryota; Metazoa; Chordata; Mammalia; Scandentia; Tupaiidae. Gene Ontology annotation, cellular component: synaptonemal complex. Bases 195 to 938 code for a protein of 247 amino acids.
CGAGAGGAUCGAGGCUGUCGAGAAACUGCGCUUGAGGAGAGGUCCUGGAGCUCCUGUGAGGAGUGGUCCUGAGAGUGGCCGGAGAGUCGACCACCACAGCCGGUCUUCCCGACUGGCACGGGGUCCCUUUGGAGUGCAGUGCAGACACUGCAGGACAGUCCAGUCCUCCCUAAGGUCCCAGGAUACCCACAGCCAUGGCCCCCGGGAGAAGAAAGCGUGGCCGGAGAGCUUCCCAAGCACCGGCGAAGGCUCAGGUUGUGGCUGCCAGUGAAGUUGAGCACCAGGAGGAUCCCCAGCUCUCCUCAAGUGCCAGCCCUUCCUUGCACAGUGGCGGACAGCUGUCCCCAGCCCGUGCUGACUCUCCAGGGAAUGACAGACAUGGAGAAAGCAGUCCUUUCACAGGAACUCCUGAGAUCGAUCCGGGGAAUGAAUUCCAGAAAAUAUUGGAAACAUUUCAAGUGGACCUUGAAAAGGUUCUUCAAGGAAAGAGAAGGAGUUUCAUAAUGAACACCAAUGCUUCUGUCAAGAGCAUUCAGGAGAAAUUUGAGCAUGUUUGGAAAAUCCAGCAAACGCAAAGGGAGAAGCUUUAUCGUGCAUACUCCCGGCAGCUUCUGACUUUGCAUCAGGAGUGGGAACUGGAAACACAGAAAGUCAAGGAACAAGAAGCAAAACUAGUUAGCAUAUUUGAACAGCUACAAGAGGCUUUUCAACAGUCUAGAAUGGUCCAUAGCCACGGAAUAAAUGCAUUCAAAGCGUUAUUUGAGGAAUUCUUGAAGAGAGCCGAGGACCUGGAGGCGAGUCAUGGAAAUCAUUCUCCUGGGGAGCUAAGUAUGUUCAGAAAAGAAAUGGCCAUGUUGCAAGCCGAACUUAUGAAGCAAAUUGAGCAUCAAACAGCGGUCAGUGCUAAGCUUUCUCUCCACUCCCUGCUGUUCAAGUGAUCCGUGGAAGAAAGAAUCUCCUGCAAAGUGAUGAGAUACACUCAUCGAACUGUUAGUAGCUACAAGAAGCUAAUGUGGUUUAUCAAAAUUAGUGCAAGUUUUUUGUGUGCUCGUUUGUUAAGGGCAAAGUCCCCUCUCUGUUAAACCCUAAGAAAGAGGUAGAAAGAGUUAUGUGAGCAGCAGCCAUUCUGGAGGUUCCCGCCCCCUGGGAGCGGUGGGGGGCUUCUUUCCCUGUCACUGUUGUGGAACU